This is a messenger RNA of Haliotis rufescens (red abalone), 10595 nucleotides long. RefSeq names its product ras-related protein Rab-39B-like. Gene Ontology annotation, cellular component: Golgi membrane. Gene Ontology annotation, molecular function: GTP binding; GTPase activity. The record is from RefSeq and is a predicted model, not a curated record. NCBI's taxonomy places the organism in Eukaryota, Metazoa, Mollusca, Gastropoda, Lepetellida, Haliotidae. The transcript is spliced from 2 exons. The coding region runs from base 121 to 765 and encodes 214 amino acids.
ACAAACUAGACAGGAAGUUGGUGAAUCUCAAAGGUUGGGAAACCCCUUUCAGAUUCGUGUGACGUUUUUCAUACCCGUAAUGAACUAAAGUGACAGUGGUUACAAAUUAUCUCAUAUAUAAUGGUUGAACCAAUCUUCCAAUAUCAGUUCAGACUGAUUUUGAUCGGAGACAGCACUGUAGGCAAGUCGUCUAUCCUGAGGUAUUUCACGGACGGAAAGUUUGAAGAGCAGUGCGAUCCCACGGUUGGGGUAGACUUCUAUGCUCGUCUUAUCGAGGUGAAACCUGGAAUUCGGGUGAAACUCCAACUGUGGGACACAGCGGGUCAAGAACGAUUUAGGUCCAUCACACGGUCCUACUACCGCAAUUCAGUGGGCGUGAUGAUCAUCUAUGAUAUAACGAAACGUAGCACGUUUGAGAACAUAAAGGACUGGUAUGAGGAAUCUAAGAUGCACAUAGAGCCACAGAAGGCUGUUUACCUUGUGCUGGGCCACAAGUCCGACAUGGAAGAACAACGCCAGGUCACAGCACGGGAAGGGAGACGUUUUGCUGAAAUUCAUGGACACAAGUUUUUGGAAACCUCAGCAAAAUCUGGCAAAAAUAUUGAAGAAUCCUUUGCGUUGCUUGCGCGGGACAUAUAUCAGCAAUUGGAGGAUGGCCAUAUUAAACUGGAGGAAGGGUGGGAUGGGGUGAAGCCUGGAUUUUCUCGGCCGAAAGAUAAUCUGCAUCUUCUUGAAGGCGAUCCUGAGGGUGGUGGAUGUUGUUGAUGGAGUUACCUCCCUUAAGUCUUUCCAUCAAUUUAUGUGCAAUGGCUUGUUUAGACUUGGACCCACUAUAGAUAUUGUAAUAGUACACUACCAUCAGCAGAAGUGCUACAUAUUGCUAUCCAGUCAAUUGUACCUUGGUGUUUCAACUAUAGGUGUUGUUACUUAUAUGAUAUGUGACUCAUGUUUCUUCUAAAGGCACCAAAGGGAUUUAAGUAAUGUAAGAUAGUCUUCAUUGUAUUUGAUGUACUUACUAUUGGAUUUGUAAGGACCUUUACUAUAGAUCUGUAGGUAACUGUCUCUGUAUAACAUGCAAAUCCUUAUCAUCAUCAAACUCCUGACAUGACAUAAGGAUACAUAUAUUAUUUAAGACUGUUAAGGAUUCUAAUUUUAAUCGAGUUUGGCAUUUUGUGAUGAAGAAAAAAGUUGGUUUGGUUGUCGGUGGGUUUCUACAUUUAUGAAUGUGUUCUCAUCAUAUGAAGCAUAGAAGUACAAGUCUCGCCUUCUGUCUGCUCAAAUUUGUUGUUUAAAAAAUAAAAGAAUUGGUUCUCAGGCAAUGAAUUCAGAAAAUAUAGUGCAGACGGGUGGUGGUGGUUUUUUUGUUGCUUGUUCAAACUCGUAUGUAACCAAACCAUUUGUGUACAAUCAACCUGGGAAAGGGCCUCCCUACAUAAACAAGCAUGCAAACUCCUAUUGCCACCAUGGCGAUAACACGAGAUCGCAUUGCUUUUUAAGUAUUAGGAUUUUUUUUAUUUGAUUUUGUUUGAAAAAUGAAAUAAAAAGAAAACAUGCUACAGACUGAUGAAGCGGGUGGUGUCUGAGAACCAAGGCUAUUAAUUUUUUUAGCCUUAUUGGAAAAUGAUUAUUUGGUGUUUUAAGUAAUUCAAUUUAGUAUGCAUUGUCUUCCAAUCUGUACAUCAGAGAUGUUAAGAUCUCUCAGAAUCAGGUGGGGCAACACAGGAGAGAUACAGUGGUGUAGAGUUAUCUCCCUUUCACACUGACCAAUGAACCCAAAGAUCCAAAUGUAUAUGAUCAGUAGAAUCUUUCAGAUCCCUGAGGAAAUAAAGUUAAAACAUGAAAUGUCAUAGACAGUGAUAGGUAUAAUGUGUUAUAUGGUAAUUGUUAUGAAGCCUUGCACGUGUACGUGGUGAUGAUAUGGGAGACAAAUGAUGACGAAAUGGGAGACCAAUAUGUCUUUCUCAUCACCAUGCUAUCCCACCUAUAGUACCACUUGGACUAUAUUACUGUCUGUGUUACAAAAGUGUUCUAUCAAUAUAAUCAGAAAAUGUGUGUCAUUUAGAAUUUUGAAACACUUAUUUACCAUGCCUGACUGGUUUGUUGACGGUAAUUACGUCCAGCUGUUCCAUGUGUCUGGUUGUGUUCAGUCACACUAACAAUUCACCUAGUGUUUCAGCUUCACUCUUUAUUAUCUAGUCAACCAGAUAAUGUGGAGAGGUUUCCAUAGCAACUUUUCUGGGAUAGACAUGGCCAAGAGACUUAGUCUGAGGCUAGAAAAAAAUCUAGUUGUUUUCUCACAAAAUAAGGUUACUUCACAUAAAGCACUAGUCUGAAAUAAGGGUUGGACUAGUUGAAUAUGACCAAUGGUAUCUGGCCCUGCUUUUUAAACUUUGUUUAGAUGAAACUUCCUGUUGAAAUGGCCUGAUUAGAACAUUAACCAUGGAUCAUGAUGAUUUUAACAUGCUCAUUUGAAAUAUUGGAACUUGUUAGAAAAUUGGCAUUAACACAUUACAAGCUAAGAAUUGAAGAAUCUUUAUUAUUUUUUUGUUUUGCUUAAUACUUUGUGCGUUUUUGAUCUGCUCUAUUGAAUUUCAAGGUGUCUAACAAGCUUGUGAAACAUGUAAGCACGUAUAGCACCCUAGAGAACAGGAUUCUGUAAUGUCUCCACAAUCUCAUAUUUUUAGUAUUUUGUAUUUAAGAUUGAAGAAUUCAACAGCAACGAAUCUACAACUUUGAAAGUCAGUUUGCAAUAUAAGACAAAAAGAGUGACACAGUGUUUUGGAAAUGCAGUAAUCUGAAGGUUGCAGUAGAAAAUGACAAUCAUUUUAUAGUUGGCCGGUGGAAUGUAGAUCAACUUCUUGUUUUGAUCAAUUCAAAGGAAUGAUGUUUAGGUUUUGCUGGUUAGUUCUUGUUUGCUUUUCAAAUUCCUUUUCCAUUUUAAGAAACACAUAGGUUCGUAUGGACAGUUUUAACCCACCACUUAAUUUUACAUGGUAUGUUAGAACAGGACAUAUUGGUUUUAGACUCAUAAAUGCAACGUGGUUAAUAUUAUUUUUUCAUAAUCAAAACAAAACAAAAGAGAUUUCAAAUUUUAAGAAUUCAUUAUUUUUGUAUCCUAACCUGCUGACUGCUGUGGUUCACACACUCUUCUUGAGAACCGUACAGAAGUUGGUUUUCUAUCCUAACAGUUUUAUUUUGGUGAAAGUUUUCCCAAGUUUCUUACCAAAGAUAAUAUCUUUAUUUUUGAAGUAGCUAAUGACCUGAUCAUUACUAUGUGUAGUAGCAUGAUUAGCUUUAGACAUCCAGUUGGUAAGCUACUGCUGACAUUAAAAUACCAGAUAGCUUCUUUGAAGAGAGGCGCCAUCAAAUUUCCAAGCAAGAUGAUAAAAUGCACAUUAUGGAGAACUUGAAUAGAUUUUCAGUUAAUGAUGUUUGCUACUUUACAGUUUCGAAGUCGGAUAUUCUAAAACUUUGAUUGCAAUAUUGUCACGUGUAUAAACCCACCCCAUUGUAAUUAGAUAGCACAAUCCUAUGUACCUGUUUGUUCAGUUGGUUGAUGAGGUAGGCCUAUUGUUUUAGGUAUGAACAGACAAGAACAUGAUUCUGACAUGAUCUCAAUCAUGUUGCUUCGUUUCAGCAUGCUGUGACUGGCAGCAGGGGUGGGCCAGUGGGCAAUGCAAUGCAGUUCAUGUGCUGCAGAUGCCAGGAUCAGCUGAUAGUGGGUUUGAAUCCCAGAUUUGCCCUGAUUAUGAUCCUUGGUCUGUCAGCACCAGACCCUUGCUUGUGGGUUCACAUUACAACACAGCUACUCUUAGCUCUCCUCUAAUUGCCAUAUUACAUUUGUGGGUCAUCUGUGUGCAUUUUUAUCCCGCAUACUCCAUGCUUGUUCUCAAAACUGGUAUGAUCUUGUGGCUUUUGUAGCUUCAGACUAUUUCCUAUUGUCAGUCACGAACUGUUCAUGGCUUCAAAUUACAAAACAGAACCAUCAUUCUCCUUCAUUAUUGACGUUUUCAAAAAGACAUUAGUCAAUUAAAUUUGACAGAAGGAUAUAAAAGUUUCUUGAGAUGGACCCAUGACAAAUGUGUCCCCCUUCUUGACUGCAGGUACUGGAUAUAUAUAUUUAUUAUGUUGAUCUGAACUCACAAAAACUGUUCAUUUCCAUGUAUCUGAACUUCCCUUCAUGUUUGGGCUUCUGACUCCACAAUAUAGACUAGAAUAUUUACAGGAACACUACCUUCAUCUUUCUUCUUAGCCUUGUAUCAUGUAGGACUUUUGUUCUUUAUGAAUGUGUGUGCUAUUCACCAUUUUCUCCGAAAUUUUUGUAGCUGGUUGCAGCGGUGGAGCUUGGUAUGACUGCAAGGAUACAAUUUGAUGCAGAGUUUGAUAGUGACCAGGCAUUGCAGUGUGUGAUGGAGGGUGUAUGUGUGAUGAUGAUGAUGAUGAUGAUGAUGAUGAUGAUGACGACGAUGAAUAGCUUGUGAUGAUGGCAGAUAAGGAGUAUGUGCAAGUCUUGUGUAUGGGCUGUAUAUUAUCACUUCAUAUGUGUUGUCUGUUACCAUGGUUACUGUGGAUCUGUAGCUCACCUAGCAUGACUUCGUUAAUAGAACAUACUUGAAAUCUUGAUCCCACUUGAUGCAUUGUCUUCCACUGUGUUCAUCAAAGAUCUAAAUGACAUCUUUAUUUCUACAAAUUUCAAGGUCUGAGUAAUAACUCACUUAAUUGUUCUUGAUUGUUGUUUUCUAGGUUGCUGUGUGUUAAUUAAAAACUGAUAAAGCUAAUUCCUGCAAGGUACCAUAUCCAAAAUAUUUUUAGAUAAAUAGGUCACAUAACCUCUUCCCGAGGCAAGGGAGUUAACUGACUGUAAGAGUCCUGUUUCCACCCUUUCCGAACUAGGCUUAAGUUUCUGGGCUCGGUCGUAGCCCCACCAGUGGCUAUUACGCAAUUAUAUCUCUUCUAUAUCCCUCCUAUUGAUGAAUCCGAUCAUCUCUCAUAUAUCACUUGCAUUUACUUCAAAUAAAAUGACGUUUCCUAGUGAAGACAGUCUGAUGAAGUUGUGGGAUAGCCUUGUGGUUAAAGCGUUCGCUCUUCACGCCGAUGGCCCAGGUUCAAUUCCCCACUGGUUACAAUGUGUGAAGCCCCACCUGGAUAUUACUGGGAUAUUGCUCAAAGCGGCGUAAGACCAUACUCACUCACAUAGGGAUGACAGGAUGGACACGAGAGACCCAGAAACGCAAUCAUCUAGAUUUUAGCAGUUUGCAUCAUUUAUUACUUUAUUACCUGAAAUAUUAUUUCAACACACAUUCUCCUGCUUUGAACAUAUUGGCAUUAAGUUUAUCCUGUCGAAGUAAGCAGGGCAGGGCAAUGAAGGAGUAUAAGUUCUUAUCCAUGAAAAUGUUUUGGUCGUGUUCUAGAACUUCUAAAUGCCAAUCAAACAUUUACACAGCUCGUAGUGUUCAAUGGAGGUUUUUAGGUGAGUUACAUGUUCACAAUAUAUUACAUGUAUGUUGUCUUGGAACAGCUCCAUCUACAGUCCCGGCUGUAACUCUCUUUUUUUGUGUGCAUGCAGUAGGAGGUGCAAGACAUGGAUGCUUGUGUCAGUAUUACUUCAGUGAGCUUGUUUCAGGAGCAUGCGAGUUGAUUUUGUUUCAUAUUGAGCAAAUGUUUGAUUGGAUUUGCUUUCAUUAUCUUGCACUUUUUCAGUGUACACAUGCUGCUGUAAGCUUUCUUUUUUGUAAGGGUUAACAGAAAAAAAUCACUGAGGGUUAUGGCGGUUCUAAGAUCAGGGGGGCGGUCGGGUAGCCUAGUGGUUAAAGCAUUCGCUCGUCACGCCGACAACCCGGGUUCGAUUCCCGACAUGGGUACAAUGUGUGAAGCCCAUUUCUGGUGUUCCCCGCCGUGAUAUUGCUGGAAUAAUGCUAAAAGCGUACUCACUCACUCUAAGAUCAGGUCAGUACGUCAUGAUUUACACUUUAGGCUUUUCCUCAUCUGAAUAUCAAGAAACGGCUUAACCAUGUAAAUGUAGGCAAAUACAGCUGAAAGAGUUUCUUUAACUAUAGAAGGACAAUGUGUGACAAUGUCUUAUGCAAAUUUAGUGAAUCGGUGCAUGUUUUUUUGUAUACACUAGAAUAAGUGUACUUAUGCUUCUUUGCAAUCUUUGGAAACAAGAAUGAUUUAUGCUUCAAGAAAUAACAUAACCAAGCCUGCCAGAUUAAAAAUGCUUCAAGUAUUCAACAUGUGAGAAAGACUGUUGACAUAUUGCAACAAUGUGUAGAUGUGGCUAAUUAUUAUAUUAGGUGUUGUAACUGUUACAGUUGGCUGUACUGUCUAACUCAAACAAUACCCCAGAGUUGUACUCAGACAUGGUUGCUGGAGUGUGUUGUGUUGAUGGCGGUGUGUUGAUGAUAUCUGUGUGUGACGUGUAGUGUGGCCUGCCAAUGGUAAACAAACCGUUGGGUGAAAUUACAUGUAGUAAAACACUGGUGAAGAGGGAUGGAAAUCAGCGCCUUUAUGUUGAUUGGUUUUCACUAUCACUACAUAUAUGUAACCAAAUAUUUCACAUGCCAAAAUUACUGUGCGUGUAUAUGAUGCUUGUUGUGGUAUGUGCAGGCUGAGUGUUGGUAGGCACGUAAUUUGAUACGGUGUAUGUCUAUUCAACAUUCAUGAUUUGACAGAUUUGUAUGUUUUCUGUACAAUAUCUUAGUGGGCAUGAUUGUAGUGGUGUGAUGCUGUCAUAGUGUGAUACGGCUCACAAUAUUCCAGUGUUGCACAAUGUCCAAUAAACAAUGUGAUCGUUCUGCAUGGACACUUUAGUAAAGGAUACAUGUAAAUUUGAGUGCUACUUCAUUGCUACUUCAUUGCAAGUCUCUGGUUAGUUAGGUUUAAUUACAUAUUUGCAUUCAAUUUCAUAAAUCAAAUUUCAAGGUUUGCGUUUUGAUGAAUGUAUACGAUGUCUGUAUUUUAUUAUGCUACAGUGCUGUUACUGCGAGGUUUGAUUGUGAUUCUUGGUACACUGCAAGAUACUUGUCUGACAUAUUUGUUUAAUAUUUACACACAACAGAGGGACAAAGCUGAAAAACAGUACAAAUAAGGAAUUUAUUAAAUACACCCCCCACCCUCCUUGAAUAAUUAUGAGUCAAGUGAUAGUGGCAGCCGAAAAGAAUGGCCCCUUUGUUUCCAAAAUGGCGGAUGGUAUCCUGUAUACUGCAGUCUGAUUUUAUUAUGAAUUGGUAGAAUCACAUUGAUAUUGUAGAUUGAAUCAAGAACUGAAUGGCAAUGAAUUAAUGAAGCAUUUCACCUCUAUUAUAUAUGACAUGAUAAUAAUCAUUUAUGAUGUUAAUGAAUCAGGGUCGAUAAGUUACAUAUCGGUUUUGACUGAUAUCUUGCAGAUUAUAUCAUUAGAACCAAGUUCAGCAUAUUAUGUGAAUCACUCAUUUAUGUUUCACGUAUCACACACUUGCCAUGUUUCACCUAGCUGUGAAAAUGUUUAGCAAAUAUUUAGUAACCAUGAUAACCAAUUUAAGAUUAUGAACUAAAACAACAUUUUUUCCCAGUGUUUGGAAAUAUGGAAUAAUGUAUUAACAUCAAUUGUUAAAAGAUAUAUAUUUAUUAUAAUAGCUGAAACAAAUUAUUGGAUUAAAUACAUGCACCAUGACAUCAAUUAUCAUUCUGUAUAUAUGAUUUUCAGAUGUUGAUAUGUUGUUGCUUUUGUUGUAUAAAUUCUUUAUUACCAAAGCAUAGUAUAGUUAAAUUCCAUGGCAUUGGUGUUUUGUUAUCUCCUGGCUUGUCUGAAUAUGUAUGUAUUGCAAAGGUGGACACUAAUAUCGAUUGCAUAUGUAUGUAUUGUAAAGGUGAACACUAAUAUCAGAUGCAUAUGUAUGUAUUGUAAAGGUGAACACUAAUAUUGACUGCAUAUGUAUCUAUUGUAAAGGUGAACACUAAUAUCAGUUAUGUAUGUAUUGUAAAGGUGAACACUAAUAUCAAUUACAUAUGUAUGUAUUGUAAAGGUGAACACUAAUAUCAAUUACAUAUGUAUGUAUUGUAAAGGCGAACACUAAUAUCAAUUGCAUAUGUAUGUAUUGUAAAGGUGAACACUAAUAUCAAUUACAUAUGUAUGUAUUGCAACAGUAAACAUUAAUAUCAAUUGCAUAUGUAUGUAUUGUAAAGGUGAACACUAAUAUCGAUUGCAUAUGUAUGCAUUGUAAAGGUGAACACUAAUAUUGAUUGCAUAUGUAUGCAUUGCAAAGGUGAACACUAAUAUCGAUUGCAUAUGUAUGUAUUGUAAAGGUGAACACUAAUAUCAGAUGCAUAUGUAUGUAUUGUAAAGGUGAACACUAAUAUUGACUGCAUAUGUAUCUAUUGUAAAGGUGAACACUAAUAUCAGUUAUGUAUGUAUUGUAAAGGUGAACACUAAUAUCAAUUACAUAUGUAUGUAUUGUAAAGGUGAACACUAAUAUCAAUUACAUAUGUAUGUAUUGUAAAGGCGAACACUAAUAUCAAUUGCAUAUGUAUGUAUUGUAAAGGUGAACACUAAUAUCAAUUACAUAUGUAUGUAUUGCAACGGUAAACAUUAAUAUCAAUUGCAUAUGUAUGUAUUGUAAAGGUGAACACUAAUAUCGAUUGCAUAUGUAUGCAUUGCAAAGGUGAACACUAAUAUCGAUUACAUAUGUAUGUAUUGUAAAGGUGAACACUAAUCUCAUUUGCAUAUGUAUGUAUUGUAAAGGUGAACACUAAUACCGAUUGCAUAUGUAUGUAUUGUAAAGGUGAACACUAAUACCGAUUGCAUAUGUAUGUAUUGUAAAGAUGAACACUAAUAUCGAUUACAUAUGUAGGUAUUGUAACAUACAUAGGUGAACAUUAAUAUUAAUUACAUUUCUAAGUGGUUAUGGAUUGUACCUCUUGUUUCAAGGAUUUUGUUAUUUUGUUAAAUCAAAAUAAUUUCAUAUCUUCAAAUAAGUACUUGGAUGUAUUUAGACCAGAUUCCUGGUGAAGGUUAAUAUUUCCAUUUUUAUUGUACAUUUAUGUACAUGUAUGGCUGAUGGAUGCAUUUUAGCAGAGCUUAAUGUUGUUGAGUUUUACCAUUUUACUUUUAUUGAACAACAACACUUCUUUGUGGAGCUUUGAACAAGCUGACAUAUCGGAGGCAAGAAGACAAUAGGUGUUUCUACCUUAGUUUGGGAUGCUUCUUGUAGAAUAGUUUGAUUGGUUAAUCACCUAAAACACAUCAAAUGUUGAUGCCAGUGAAAAUGACUUGUGCUAUGGCUAGAAGAUCUUACUUGAAUGAUACUCAGUUCUUGCAGUACAAUGGUUUUAUUAGUUUUUUGAUGAUUUAUUGUUUUGUUUUUUAUUUACAUUAUUGAUUUGAAAUUGUCCUUCAAAACUCAGCCAAUUCAGUGAGUAAUAUACUUAAGGAAGAACUAGGGUCAAGUGACAAUCCUUGCAAGAUUGCCUCAAUUCAUUCUAAGCCCCCUUUGUCUGCAAAUUUAAACAUAUGAUAUAUGUCAACCAGGUAGUUAAUGAUUUUCCCACUGACAGUGUCUCAGUUUCACACAGUUCUCUCACACACCAUUUUGUCCUUGAACUUCAUGAUGUAGAUCAAUCUAGCAGUUAAUGUCACUGAUUACACAGAGACAAUGUUUUGAUCUCUUACACUGCACUAAUUAUGUUUAGAUCUGGACUGAAGGGCACCAGACAGUGAAGCAUGACACCCCACCUCACCACACCCCACCCCACAAAUCUAGUGUUUUGUGACUACAUUUAUUUUUCCAAACCUCACCUGAAUAACUUGUAUAACAAUAUUAUUUGUGACAUUAUUUCUAUAUUGGUGCAGCUUAUUGAACAAAUGAAAAUCUGUUGCUGUCCCAGGAAGCAGUGACACCUGAGCUUAAUGUGACAAAUGAAAAAUAGAGAAACAUUUUUACCAAGGUUAAAGUUCAUUUCCCUGCUUUCAUCAUGGAAUUGUGACGUUGAGUUUACACCAUGACAUAUAACAGAGGUGGCAAGGAUCGAAACACGUCCAAGAUUAACAAGACACUUUGAUUUUUCACAACCAGGUGACUGUGUUAAGCACAGCCUCAAUCAGCCUCAAUAAAACUACAAUAUUUUGUUUGUGUUAAUUUACGAGGAAGUUCAUUGUUCUUUCGGAUUAAAUUAAAUAUUACGUUAUCUCAGUGACAAAACAGUGCAGUAUGUGUGCUGUGGUAUUCUGAUUGCAUUGUUUAAUGGUUUUCUGUGUAGUUAUUUGGAAACAAGAAUAUUCUUAAUUGCUAAAUGUAUUGGAUUUCAACUGUAAAGAAUUUGCAUUCUACCAAACACACACCUCAAUAUAUCACACAUGUAUCAAUACCCACAGCUCUCUCUAUAUUACAUGUAUAUCCAUAUCCACAAGUGUGUGUAUCACAUGUAUAUCUGGUACUGUUGUGUGGUGGCCAGUAUCUUUCAGUUGCUACUUGCCAUAUGCAUACCUGUCUGUUAAUAUGUGUUGUAAGUGCAAUAUCAUUAUUGUUUUAAAUGCAGCCAGUGGUUUUUGGUUGCCUGUUGCAGUUGUAAACACUGGUAUGCACUAUAGUGUUGAUAAUAAUAAAGACAUUCAUGCAGUC